UCCUCUGAUAUCUCCAUUACGAAAAGGUAGUAGAGAUGGAUGAGAAAGCUCCUUCCUCCUCUAAGCCAGACCAUAAUUCAAAUCCAAAUCCUAAUCAUAGACCUCCUCGCCCAUUAAAUGCAACCGUUACUGGUCAUGUUGCUCGUCUCGUUCCUGUCGCAAAAGCCUAUCAUCAGCCUCCGCCUCCACCCUUUCGGGCUCGCCAACGCCAAAAGAAUCGCUCGUGCACCCUCUUCCUCUGGCUCGUGCUUCUCCUCUUCGCUCUUGUUUUCAUAUUUGCUAUAGCAACUGGUGUUUUCUACGUUCUUUAUCAUCCCCAUCGUCCAGAUUAUUCCAUCACCUCCUUACGAUUUGUCUCCUUUAAACUGAGCAAGAACCAACUUGCUUCAUCCUUAAACCUCACCGUCAUUGCGAACAAUCAAAAUACCAAGGUAAAAUUUCUCUACAGCCCAUUUUCCAUUUCUGCCACCUAUGACGGAGUUCCAAUAGGCGAUGGGUAUUUUCCGGCAUUUGUUCAUAGGACAGGGAACACGACUAAACUGAAGGCCUUGGUGGAAGGUACUGGGAGGGCGAUAGACGAGAGAAUGACAGAGAGCUUAAAGAGAAAAAGGAGCCUGAGGAUAAAGAUUGAGAUGGAGACAGAGGUUGCGGUUAAGAUUGCUGGCUUGAAGACCAAAAUGAUUGGAGUCCGCAUUGCCUGUGCUGGAAUUGAGGUAGCAGUACCCAAUGGUAAGAAGAGACUUAUACCACAUUCGAACUCGAGUAAGAGGUGUGAUGUAAAGCUUUCGGUUCAGAUAUGGAAAUUGACAUUUUAAACGGAAGCAAUAAAAGAGAAUACUACAUGAACAGAGCUUGAGCAUUGACAGGUAAGAAAAUUGUUAUUAUUAAG
Molecule: messenger RNA, 889 nt
Organism: Asparagus officinalis (garden asparagus)
Lineage: Eukaryota; Viridiplantae; Streptophyta; Magnoliopsida; Asparagales; Asparagaceae
Exons: 1
Coding region: 36-815 (259 amino acids)
Cellular component (GO): plasma membrane
Source: RefSeq, a predicted model, not a curated record